AUGACGGGCAUUGAAUUGUACCUUGUCACGUCCCUGACAACUACCGCACGACCCACCGACUCCAGAGAUAACGGAGACUGGGUGUGCCUGCAGAACUGCCACCUGGCGGUCUCGUGGCUUCCUACGCUGGAGCAGAUUCUGGAGAAGGCGAACGCAAUUCCAGAGGACACCCACGCGGAGUUCCGACUGUGGCUGACCUCGAGCCCGAGCCCUCGGUUCCCGGUGGCGGUGCUCCAGAACGGCAUCAAGAUUACCAAUGAGCCGCCGAAGGGGUUGCGAGCUAACCUAAUGCGGGCCUUCAAUGACCUCAAGGAAGAGGAGUACGAGUCGUGCUCGGCCGCCAGGGCAUUCAAGAAAUUGUGCUUCUCGUUGGUAUUUUUCAACGCCCUUAUUCUUGAGCGACGAAAGUUCGGAGCAGUUGGGUGGAAUAUCCCUUAUGAAUGGAUGAACUCCGACUUGAAGGCCGCCAUGAUGCAGGUGCGCAUGUACGUGGAAGAGCAGGACGACGUUCCGUGGGAUACCCUGAACGUCAUCGUGGCGGACGUGACUUACGGCGGGAGGAAUUUUACGAAUAACACAUUGGGGACGGUCAUCGCGCUUUCUGGAGGCGGAGGCGGAGAAGGUGGCGAUGCGGAGGACACGGAUGUUCAGGUAGCGGAAGGCGCGAAACUCAUUGCCGCGAGGAUGCCGACACCAUUCGACGUUAGAAAAGGACAUGAAGAAACCUUCAAAAAGGUGGACGGCGCAAUGAAUUCCCUAGGGGUGUUCUUGGGGCAGGAGGCGGUGCGUUUUAACGGCCUCGUAGCGGUCAUGCGAGCGACGUUGUCGGAGCUGCAAAAGGCCAUCAGGGGGAUCGUGGUGAUGUCUGGGCCUUUGGAAGAGAUGUACAACUGUUUCCUGUUUCAACGGGUGCCGCCAAGCUGGGAGAAGGCGGGCUACCCAUGCUUGAAGCCUUUGGCAUCGUGGACAGAAGACUUUUUUGGGCGGAUCGCGUUCAUCGGGGCGUGGCUAAAUGAGGGGCCACGAUCAAGCUAUUGGCUGCCUGGCUUCUUUUUCCCGCAAGGGUUCAUGACGGGGGUGAAGCAGACUUACUCGCGAGAUUACAAGAUCGCCAUCGACACCCUUGUCAUCGGCUGCCAGGUGAUGCCGUUCGGAGAGGAUACGGUAAGUGGAGGGCCGCCGGACGGGGUUUUCAUCCACGGCCUGUUCAUGGAGGGAGCUCGAUUCGACAGAAAUGAGAUGCUCAUGGCAGAAUCGAUUCCAAGUCGUUUGUUCGACGAGAUGCCGUGCAUCUGGCUCAAGCCAUCAAGGAAAGAAGACGCUGACGGAAGCGCGGGCAAUUUAUACAACUGCCCUCUGUACAAAACGUCCUUGAGGGCCGGGACGCUGUCCACAACGGGGCACUCUACCAACUUCGUGGCACCACUUACCAUCCCGAGCGGCAAGUCGGAAGACCAUUGGAUUCGACGAGGUUGCGCCAUGCUCUGCAUGCUGAACGACUAGACGACUCGAAGUAGAGGACAAGAGCUUCUUAACAUGAUCUUGCGUUUGAAAGGAGCUGCGAUCAGCGUUGUACGGGAACUCGGAAAUGGCGGAGCUUGACGCUUUGUUCAUCACGGGAAAGUACACUGCAGAGACUCAGCUUAGAGAGGUUGCACGAUAGAUGAGGGCUCGUAGACAAUUUGAGUCAUGUGGACGUAUGGGUAUUAUCAACCGGCUUCACGCCUCUCAGAAAAAUAUUCCCCGAGAAACCUUGUCAAGAAGGAGGAGAAUCUGGUGGUGUCAUCGACCGACCAUCUACGUAUUCCGAAAGGUCUGAACAACGUCUUAUCGAUGGCGAAGCACUUUUCAAUGUCUGCUGCUGACGCGCGACGUCGUCAGUGUGCCCACUUCCUCCGUUCCCUGCGGGCGCUCUUAUCAACAACGCGUUUCAGUUGGUCAAACGAAAAGAUCCUAGGUCUCAUCGUGCUUUCAUCGGAUACUUCGAGUCCAUGUCAGACUUUGACGAGUGCAAACGAUUAUCCGAGUUCGCUCAUCUCGAUUCAUAAUGCUAGCUUCCAUUUCACACUAACAUCGCAAAUAGCACUUCACGACGUGGAUCAGAAGGGCAUCUGUGGGGUUGCGAUCCCGAGGUUCCUCUACUUAUGUGCAUCAAAGCAUUCAUUUUAAAAAUACUGUUCAAAGCCAUACGUUUGCAGCCCGUGCUCAACUACGCGUUUAGGAAGAUGACUUCUCACUCUGUAGAUUGGCCGUCACACACGAUUUCGAGGGAUCGCUGAUGCCUUGUUUGGGAAAGAGCCAACCACACACAUCAUAAAUAUCCACAAGAAACACACCCUCUACCUGGAGCAAGCCAAGCGAGUCCGUCUACCUGCUUCUCGAGUUCCCAGCGCACUGGUACAAAUUAUAUUCCGGCUGACUCUUCACGCAAUACGUCCAACAAAUUGAAGAGUAGAUAUUUUUUCGAUGUAGUGACAGUAGAAAUAAGUCCUACAUAUGUUGUUGUACUUCGUAUUGGUUUGAUAAUCAUGUAGAGUAUGAGACAAUAAGUGAAAGUUUUCUGAGGUACAUCUGCAAUUGUCGGAAGGCAAACAAAAGAAAAAAAAAAAUAUUGGUGUGGAAAAGAGGGUUUCGUCCUCGACAGACGUUGGGGAAUUUCAACCUUUAUGAAGGUGUUCUCCACGUUACCCCCCCCUUUUUCGAGGCUUCUUCUUGUUUGCUAGGCAAGAGAAGUCUUCUUGGGGUAACCGGAACCCGACCGGCUGGCGGCGAGUACAACCACCUUUUUUCCAACAAUCUUCUGUGCGUGUUGCGGGUGCGCCACUUCCGCCACGCAUUGCCAGAAGUUUCGAGUUCGAUAGACAGUGCAUCGUUUCUUGGCCCACCCACCGUUUUCCUUUUUCCGUACUCCGGAAGAAAAUUGGGUGAGCAGCGGGUUUGAACCCGUGUCUUUUGCAACCAAAAGCAGACACCUAACAUCUCUUGUCGACGCCAUUGUGGAAAAGAGGGUUU
Ectocarpus sp. CCAP 1310/34 is the source of this 3012-nucleotide messenger RNA. Lineage: Eukaryota; Phaeophyceae; Ectocarpales; Ectocarpaceae. The record is from the annotation of a GenBank genome assembly.